AUAGCUUAGAACUGCUGUUCGCUGUGGAAUAUUCCUCAAAUAACAAAGGAACUUCAAGAUUUGCGUCCAAGUCCACGUUUACAUUGAUGGUUGGGAUAAACCGGAAGAACAUUAAACCACUCCGAAGAUGUGUGGCGGCACAGCAAAAACCACAAACCGGCCAGGAGGCUGGCAAGAUUCGGCCAGAUGUGUGAGUGGUGUCGUCUCUGGUGCUGGGAGAAUUUACAAGGCACUUUUAUGCACAAAGAUUCGAAAAUGUGCUGGGGUUGGAAGGGGCACUGAUCACACGGAACCAGAUGACAGUUGGUCAUGUUCAGAGUUUGACUUGAGUGACAUUCGCCUGAUAGUUUACCAGGACUGUGAGAGGAGAGGCAGACAAGUGUUGUUUGACUCUAAAGCUGUUCAAAAGAUUGAAGAGAUGGCAACUCAGAAAACAGAGGAUGUCCCUGUGAAAACGUCAGCCAAGUGCUGCCAAGGAAGUAGCAGUAGCAGCGGCAGCAGCAGCAGCAGCAGCAGCAGCAGCAGCAGCAGCAGCAGCAGCGGCAUCUCUUCCCAUAGUUCUUCUGGAGGAUCUUUACAACACACCAAGGAGCAGCUUCCAAAGUACCAGUACACAAGACCAGCUUCUGAUGUCAACAUGCUAGGGGAAAUGAUGUUUGGCUCAGUCGCAAUGAGUUAUAAAGGCUCCACCUUAAAGAUACACUAUAUACGUUCUCCUCCGCAACUGAUGAUUAGUAAAGUUUUCUCUGCUAGAAUGGGCAGCUUCUGUGGAAGUACAAAUAACUUGCAAGACAGCUUUGAGUACAUCAACCAAGAUCCUCAUGCAGGAAAACCGAACACGAAUCAGCAUACUUUGGGUCCUGGUCGUGCCGGAAGUAACCUAGGUCUGCUGCAAGCAUGCAGCAGCAAACUGCUGCAGGGGGCAGCUGAAGGAGGACCUCUCCGGCUCACCCGGAGUGCUUCUUUCUUUGCAGCACACAGCACCCCAGUUGAUAUGCCAAGCAGAGGACAGAAUGAAGACAGGGACAGUGGCAUUGCUCGAUCAGCCUCACUAAGCAGCCUUUUGAUCACACCUUUCCCAUCGCCAAGCUCCUCUACAUCUUCUUCCAGCAGUUAUCAGCGCCGUUGGCUUCGAAGUCAGACGACAAGUUUAGAGAAUGGCAUCUUUCCAAGGAGGUCCACUGAUGAGACAUUUAGCUUGGCUGAAGAAACCUGUAGUUCUAAUCCAGCCAUAGUUAGGAGGAAGAAAAUUGCCAUAAGCAUCAUCUUUUCCCUGUGUGAGAAAGAAGAAGCGCAACGGAAUUUCCAGGACUUCUUUUUUUCUCAUUUCCCCCUCUUUGAAUCUCACAUGAACAGGCUAAAGAGUGCAAUUGAAAAGGCCAUGAUCUCCUGUAGGAAGAUUGCAGAGUCAAGCCUCCGUGUCCAGUUUUACAUCAGCCGUCUGAUGGAAGCUCUGGGAGAAUUCAGAGGGACUAUCUGGAAUUUAUAUUCUGUUCCAAGGAUAGCUGAACCAGUAUGGCUUACUAUGAUGUCAAACACUUUGGAAAAAAACCAGCUCUGCCAGCGCUUUCUCAAGGAGUUUACACUUCUGAUAGAACAAAUCAACAAAAAUCAGUUUUUUGCUGCCUUACUGACUGCAGUGUUAACCUACCACCUGGCUUGGGUACCAACUGUCAUGCCUGUUGAUCACCCUCCCAUUAAAGCCUUCUCAGAGAAACGUACCUCUCAAUCAGUGAACAUGCUGGCCAAAACACAUCCAUACAAUCCUCUCUGGGCACAGCUGGGUGACCUUUAUGGAGCUAUAGGCUCUCCAGUAAGACUGACUCGCACCGUGGUGGUGGGGAAGCAGAAGGAUUUGGUCCAGCGCAUUCUUUAUGUCCUGACCUACUUUCUCCGUUGCUCUGAGCUACAAGAGAACCAUCUGACCUGGUGUGGGAAUCACAGUGAAGGUGACCAAGUUAUAAAUGGGAGCAAGAUUGUAACAGCCUUGGAGAAAGGAGAGGUGGAGGAGUCCGAGUAUGUGGUCGUGACAGUGAGAAAUGAGCCUGCGCUGGUACCCCCCAUCCUACCAACAGCAAUGACUGAGAGAAGGAGCCCCGGGCCCACAGGGUUGGCUGGGACUCCAGAGGGCACUGACAUUAGAGACCUGGAUCCCAGACCUGAGAAAGAAGGAAAGAAGGGGCCAGACCAGGGAUCUGAGGCUCAUAGCAUGGGAUUCCAAGAGCCAGAAUUAGACAGUUCUUGGAAACCUCAUCCCCUUUGUGGGGAUGAAGGAAGUGAAAAAGAGGCACCAUAUGAUGUCCCUUCGAGGUUUCCCAGGUGUGCCAUUCCAGGGGCAGAAAAGAAGAUCAGCCGGCCAGCUGCCAACGAGGAGCUGAAAGAGGAGAUAACUAAGAAGCUACCUGAGCGGUCAGCAGCCUGGCCUUGCCCUUGUCCUGACAGACAUUCCCGAGAGAACUCUCCUGUAGAAAAGGUCACUUUCCAAAUUGGAAGCUCCCUAUCUCCAGAGUCUGACCUUGAAAGCCGCACCAAAAAAAUGGAGGAGCGGCUGAAGGCUUGUGGACAAUACCCAGAGGUGGCCAGUAUCUCAGCCGAGUCCAGUGUGGCUGCUGACGUGGCUGAGAGCCAGCAGGUUUCUAGGUGCUCCUUCAAGCCUGGCUUUCAAAAGAAUGCCUGCUGUCCUCAGAAUCGAUCUUCUGACGGAGAGGAAGGUGAAUCUGACAGAGGUUUUGCUGAGGACAGAGGUAUCAGACCUGACGUGGCAGCAGAUGCUGGGCAGCUCAGCCAAGCUGUUCCCACUGACAGUGCAGCGGGAACUGGAAGGAGAACACUGGAGACAGCUAGAGGUUUGUAUUUGAAAGAUGUGGAAGGACCUUCAUUAGAGCCUGCCCCCGACAGGUGUGUCCAGCAGGACUCUGGCCUCUUGGUUGCUGCAGAUGUCCCCUGUGGGGAUGCCGAUAGGAAAGCUGACUUCAGGAUCGAAGGAGACAUUCCCAGAAACGAAAGCUCGGAUAGCGCCCUUGGAGACAGUGACGAUGAAGCAUGUGCUUCAGCCACAUUGGAUCUAGAUCACAGUGGUGACAGGACUGAAGGGACCUUAGAAGUGGAGCUGCCUCUGCCAAGGUCUCAAAGCAUCAGCAACCCAAAUGUAAGAAACUUUGGCCGCUCUCUCCUGGCGGGUUACUGCCCCUCAUACAUGCCUGAUCUGGUGCUUCAUGGGACCAGCAGUGAUGAGAAGCUGAAGCAGUGCCUGGUGGCUGAUCUUAUCCAUACAGUGCAUCAUCCAGUGCUCGAUGAGCCAAUAGCUGAAGCUGUGUGUAUCAUCGCAGACACAGACAAGUGGAGUGUCCAGGUGGCCACAAGUCAGAGGAAAGUGAUGGAUAACAUGAAGCUGGGCCAGGAUGUCUUGGUCUCUAGUCAGGUGUCCAGUUUACUUCAGUCUAUCUUACAGCUUUACAAGCUUCACCUCCCUGCUGAUUUUUGCAUCAUGCAUCUUGAGGACAGACUGCAGGAGAUGUACCUUAAAAGCAAAAUGCUGUCUGAGUAUCUUCGGGGACAUACCCGAGUCCACGUGAAGGAGUUAGGUGUUGUGCUGGGGAUUGAAUCUAACGACCUGCCGCUGCUGACCGCUGUUGCCAGUACUCAUUCUCCUUACGUGGCUCAAAUACUCCUAUAAGCUGAAGCUCAGGACAGUUCUUCCUUGGAAUAAGAAAAACAAAUUCUCAACUGAAGAAGAGAGGAAUAAGCUCUCUGGGACAUCCAAAGCAUGAGAAGAGCAAACAAAUAGUCAUUCCACCGUUUGUUUUGCAUUGUUACUUUUGAGUGGAUGCUUCAUUGGAAGAGAAGACAGGUUUACUCUAAAUACUGGCAUUUGUGAUUUUCAGGAACACUUUAGGCCUUUGUUACCCAUGAAUCAAUCAGGGGAGAGAGUGGCCUUUCUGGUGGGGGAAAACAUAAGCACUACACUGAACACUCAGCAUUUGGUACUGAUUGCCUUGUGCUGUCGGGCAGAAUAAUGAUGGGUGACUUUGGAGCAGGGAGGUAACCAGUGUAUGUAACAUUCCAGUAGGAAAUGUUUCAGAGUUUAAGUCUAAGCACUGCAAGCUGUACACUAGGCUAAAGUCAGAACAAGGACUUUGAAUUCCAGGUGAGAGUUUGCUUUUUAGAAAAGAAAGGUGAAAUGACGAAAGCCAUUUUUGGCUGUAGCAGCUGUAUGCCAUAAGAUGUGAAAGAAAACUGCCUAUUGGGAAGAGAGAGAGUGCUUUGGGGACCCUCUGUUCUCAUUUCUCCUCAGAGUUUACCUUGUUUCAGAUGCAGCCACAGGUAGGUUAGAGAUGGAUUGCUGGUGCAAUACACCCAAGAGUCAAUGUAGCAUCCUGAUCCCAUCAAGAUGUAGUUUGUAGCAGCAAAGCAUAGUCUGACGCCAUAUGUUUUAUCAUUAUGAUUUAGAGUUCUCAGCCUUUUCAAGAGAGGCCAUUUACCAAAGUUAUUUCUAUAAGCUCAAGAGUGUUUCUGUGGGUGAAUUCUUCCAGCCAGAGCCACUUUCUUCCUAGAAUAGUUUAUACAAAUGACUAUUUAUACUUUUAAAGACACUGCUGUCCCCAUGAGAAAUGAAACCUGCAAUAAUUCAGGAUGGUCAGUGAAAGCAAUUAGUUUGAACAUUAAGAAAAAGGUUCAUACAUGGCCUAAAUUUUUACAUUAUCAUCUCUGCACCUCUUAAUCCCUAUGUCUUUUCAAAACAUCUUCCCAGAAAUUGACUUGACCAUUUUAUAAAACCUACCAAAGUAAAGAAUUAGUAGUCCAAUUCACUUAAAAACAACUUCAAUUGUCUGUUAAUAUUAAAGAAACUUAGUUUACUGACCAUGAAACAGUCUAAGUCCUGACAUCCAGGAUACAGUAAAACACUUCAAAAAUUUAAAAAAUGAUGGUCAAAAGACAGGAGCUAAUGUAAUAAGGCAAAACAUUGUUAGCAUUUCAGCCUUUUCUGUGAAUCUUCUGUUCCUAAGAAUAUGAGGUUUCCUCUUUUUUAUGGGUUGGAAUUAGUUCACAUUUUAUGUUUGAUAAAAUCCUGACCCUAUCCAUAAGUUCGUCUCUCAUUAUUGUCUAAUUAUUUGAGAGCGUCUACAGCUGUACCAAUGGAGGUGAAUGGCUGUACUGUUUAUUUAUUAGGAAUAGGUCAGAACUGCUACCUUCCUCUUUCUCCUUUGUGCUGUGAAAGUAGAUGGGUGCUUCAAGGUUCUGGAGAUCUUUAAUUUGCAUUUUAUGUCUUGGUUUCGCAAAAUUGAAGUUUUCCAUUUCCUUUUGCCUAACAUUGGAGUUUGGUGUUUUCAAUUCUCUGGUUCCAUGACAUCAUUGUUUGCUGUUUCGUUACGGAAGGAAAACGAACCCCACCUGUAGCUCAGCCCACUCGCACUUGCUUUUCCUUGCAUGUGAAUAAAUUGUCAAAGCUGUCAUUACAGCUCUUCCGUCUGCACCAGCUUAAAGCAUUCCCCUCUGGUUCCCUUCUCCUUGUUUACAUGUUGUGGGCACCUUGCCUCAGUCACCACCUUCCAGGGUUUCAUAGAAAAUAACCUGAUUCAAAAUCAGUUCAGUUCUGAAGUGGGCAUUGUGGCGUGCUGAAAAUCAGACCCUCACGGGGAAAAUUGAGCUUUAAGUGACUGAUUCUCAAUCCCAUACAUAAAAAAUUUAACCCAGCUCCUCAAUGCCUGCGAAAAUUCAAUUUGCCUCUUGAUCUAAUAUUCCAAAACUCACUCUUAGGAAAACACCUAUUGGGAAGCUACAAGUGGGUCACAGGUCGGGGUCGUCUCAGUGACACUCAGGAUUCCUGCCAGAGUCGAAUCCUCAUAUCUAUCGCCUACAAAAACACACCAAGAAUGUUGCUGCUCUUUUUUUUAAAGCCUCCUUUAAUAUUUAACAUGCAAGUCUUUGUCUUAAAUUCAACCUCUUCCUAGAAGCAAAAAAGGAAAAAAAAAUCUCAUGGGAUUGUGUUGAGAGACAACCGCUCGCACAUCACAGACCACCCCGUGACUUCAUUCUGUCUCAGCUGAACAGUUGGAGGGAUCCCACCUGCUCCCAUGCCCACCUCAAGAAAAAAAAAAAUAAAAAUUAAAAAAAAUAAAGAAAUCUACCUCAGUUGACAGGAUUCCAACUUUAGGGUUUCUUCAACUUUUAAGUCUUACCUGUUGAGUGUAACUUUUGUGGCAUCUUGCUUUCUCAAGCAAGCUAGUGAGGCAUGACAGAGCAGAAGUAUGUGAAUGUUACUGUGAUGGACCUCUUUCUAGCAUGUUGCAGUUUUAUUUUUAAUAAAUUGAUAAGUGAUAUGAAUGUAAAGGUAAUUGUGUAUGUUUUAAACAUGACAAUGAAAAUUUGAAAUGUAGCUUCCAUACUUGUGCAUAAUUCCAAAGUAUUUUAUUUUUAUCAGUGUUAAAUAGCUUUUUGUACAGGCUUCAAAUCCAUUUUCUGAAGUGUGCUGUUUUUUAAUGAAAGUAACUAUAAUCUUUUCACAUCCCAUGGAACUGCCGUUUACACAUUGCAACUUUUUAAACUGACCAUAUUUUUCAAAAUUAACUUUUUUGGAGGGAGGAAAUUUCCCCCUUGCUAAAUGAUACUAAACUGUUGUUUGGGCUCUUAUAAUUAGGUCCUCAGAUUUUAUAAAAAUUUAGUCUGUAGCUUUUUAGGUUCUUCACUAGAGUUGGUUGUAUAUAAAGAAUAUAAAGUGAUCCCAAAAUUCUUUUAAAUGUCUGGAUUUUUCCACUAAUAUGUACUUUGGGGAGCAUUUCAUUCUUGCAUACUUUCACCAUUAAAUUGGAAAAAAAGUCUUUAGCUUUUCUUAGUUAAUGUGAAAGAUUUGUUUUGUUUAAUUCUGCUUGGGGGGAUAUUUUAUUAUAAUUUCUGCCUAAAUCAAACAUCCCCUCUGAAUGUUAACUUUUAAAUGUCAGAAUUUGGUGAACCAUAUAUCUAGGAAGUGAGAUUACAAUAUGCUUAAAUUUGAGGCAGAUAAGGAGAAAAUUCUGGGAAUUCUUAUUGAAAGUCCAUUAAGAGAAAUUGAUAGGACUUUAUAAUUUUGAUGAGCUGAAUAGAUACCAAUGUCAAUGUGUGGAAAUUUUUUCUUAAAACUUGUUCAUGUAUUAUUUUGAUCAAUUUUUCUGUGGCAUUUGGUGCAAUAAACCUUUUGAAUUUAUCUUGAA
This is a messenger RNA of Ictidomys tridecemlineatus (thirteen-lined ground squirrel), 7187 nucleotides long. It is a transcript of the gene Fnip2, whose product is annotated as folliculin interacting protein 2. The record is from RefSeq and is a predicted model, not a curated record. Gene Ontology annotation, molecular function: ATPase inhibitor activity; protein-folding chaperone binding. NCBI's taxonomy places the organism in Eukaryota, Metazoa, Chordata, Mammalia, Rodentia, Sciuridae. Gene Ontology annotation, cellular component: cytoplasm.